AUGGGUAAGGUACCUAGACAUCGCCGUUCCAGGUCCCCGGUGGUUGCCGCCCAUGGCCACCUGGUGAAAAUCGUCCAACUGCCAUGGUUCUCAAAGCAGCACCUGCACUGCUCCCACCACGAUUACAAAGUAGCUACAAUUAGCCAGAAACCGGUCAUGUCCAGGCUAGAACGCAACAAACAAACUGCCCAUGACCCGUCAGCAAGAUGCAUUUUUGCAUACAAGCCCCCUGUGAAUACCGGUACUGAAGCCCAACGCCCAGCACGAGGAAACCAGAUGAAUGCUGAUACCGGGGACCUGCCUCGCUUGUUUCGCAACAGUUACAAGAGCAAUAUUUCGUCUGAAAUGUAUUAA
Messenger RNA from Seminavis robusta, 354 nucleotides. The record is from the annotation of a GenBank genome assembly. Lineage: Eukaryota; Bacillariophyta; Bacillariophyceae; Naviculales; Naviculaceae.